AUGGCUCAAAACGACACUAUUAUUAUUAUGUCGUGUAACGACACUAGUUUGAAUGAGAAACUGAUGAAUAUUGAUGAGAUAACCAACCUGGACCAUCCAUUGAAUGAAACUGUAGAUGUUGGAGACCUUCAGAGCAACGAUGUCAAGAUUGAAGUAGGUGUAGUACUGAAAUUUAAGAAUUAUUAAUAAUGAACUUUUGGCCUUAUAUUGCGCUUUGUAAAUAAAAUUUCUGCUGUAUUAUGUUCUGCAAAGAAAGUUUUUGCUAUUUUAAAAGAAAAUUCUUGCCAUUUUAUGUUUUGUAAAGAAAGUUCUUGCCGUUUUAUGAUUUGUAAAGAAAGUUCUUGCCGUUUUAUGUUUUGUAAAGAAAGUUCUUGCCAUUCGAAGUUUUGUAAAGAAAGUUCCUGCCGUUUUUUAUUUUGUAAAGAAAGUUCUCACUAUUUAAUGCUAAUUUUCCCUUUUUCAGUUCCGUACCCCAGCCAACAUGAAGAACGCCAUUCGUAUCUCAAUGAGAGAACGCGACGCCAGUACUCCACAAAGCACACACAAAACGUCUAGCUUUACCACAAUUCACCUAUACCUACUGAUUAUCAUGUUCGUGCUGCUGGCUUUUUUGUUCUCUGGUUGUUAUUAUCUACUGUGA
This is a messenger RNA of Bursaphelenchus okinawaensis, 640 nucleotides long. The record is from the annotation of a GenBank genome assembly. NCBI's taxonomy places the organism in Eukaryota, Metazoa, Nematoda, Chromadorea, Rhabditida, Aphelenchoididae.